This is a messenger RNA of Lactuca sativa (garden lettuce), 3339 nucleotides long. RefSeq lists its product as uncharacterized. Gene Ontology annotation, molecular function: protein binding. NCBI's taxonomy places the organism in Eukaryota, Viridiplantae, Streptophyta, Magnoliopsida, Asterales, Asteraceae. The record is from RefSeq and is a predicted model, not a curated record.
AUGGGGAAUCAGAGGGGUUUGAGUUUGGGGCUCCUUCUCUUUUUAGUAAUUAUUUUUUUGGUUGAAGCCACAUAUACUUGUUUGGGUGUUGGAAAUACCACUGUCCUUCUCCAUGAGCAAGAGAGACUUGCUCUUCUCAAGUUCAAACAUAGCGUUGAAGAUUCUUCUGGAAUGUUGUCAUCAUGGGUAGGAAAUGACUGUUGCAUGUGGGAAGGAAUCCAGUGUGACAGCAUCACCGGAGCAGUUGAAAGCCUUCAUCUCAGAGGAGACACCGAAUUUCUUGAUUUUCAAAACGAAAAAUUAGUUCAUGAAGUCUACUUUAGUGGUUAUGGUACAUUCUACCGAGUUCGUGAUGGCUGCUACUUAGUUGGUAAUGAGGUGGGCUCUUCAUUGGCAGAGUUGAGGCAUCUCAAGUACUUGGACUUAAGUGGGAAUUAUUUUCAAGGAAGCCAGAUCCCUGAGUUCAUUGGAUCCUUGAAACAACUGAUCUACCUCAAUCUCUCUAAUGCUGAUUUUCAAGGUAUCAUUCCUCCUCAUAUUGGAAAUCUUUCUAAUUUAAAGGUUCUUGAUCUCAGAUGGAAUGAGCUGUUGGCAUAUGAUAUGGCAUGGACUUCUGGCCUUUCAUCACUCGAGCAUCUCGACUUGAGUUUUGUAGAUCUUGUCAGAGCACAAAACAGGGACAUGUUGAUAUACAUAAAUCCUUCAUUAAAAGUGUUAAGUUUGUCAGCAUGUGGACUCUCCAAUGCUGAUCUUGCUCCUUUUCUUAAUUCUAGUAGAAUACUUCCUAACAUAAAGCACCUGGAUCUUAGCUUUAAUUAUUUUGAAGGUCCAUUCCCUGUAUUUUUUCAAAACAUGACAUCCCUUUCAUUCUUGGAUCUUUCAGGCUUUGAUCUUAGUUUCUCAUGGAACUUUUCAAACUUGCUAAACAUUAUCCCUUCUUUAUCAGAGCUGCAUUUGUCAAAUUGCAGGCUCAAUAACUCGCAUCUAUCCCCCCAUCAUCUUAAUUUCAGUACCCUUUCUAACAUCCAACACCUGGAUCUUAGCGAAAAUUCAAUUGAAGGCAUAUUUCCAUCUGCUUUAACAAACAUGAGUUCCUUAAGAGUCCUUGACCUUUCAGAAAACCGGCUAAAUUCAUCGGUUCCUUUUAUGCCUAACCUUCUAGAGAUUGAUCUUUCUGAAAACUCGUUUCAGCAGAUCGAGCAUGUUGGAAUCUGGAGACAAUGUCACUUAAAAGAACUCCGUGUGUCAUUCAAUGAUUUCAAUAUAGAAAUGCUUGACUCAACAACAAACAUAUCAGAAUGCUCCCAAUAUGCUUUGGAGAGGUUGGAUUUGCAUGGGACUUUGAAUGGUACAAUUCCAGAAUCACUUGGAAGACUAGCCAAUCUAAGAGGCUUAGAUCUUUCGGAUAGCAGAUUGACAGGUCCAAUUCCUGAAUCUCUUGGAAGAUUAAGAUUUUUACAAGUAUUAGACCUAUCUAAUAACCAGUUAACCGGUCCCCUUCCGACAUUCCUUGGGAAUCUUACCAAACUUGACCUUUCUUUUAACCAAUUGAAUGGUUCGAUUCCAGAAUCCUUUGGAAAAUUGGCAGCUUUAACAUAUUUGUAUCUAGAAUUCAAUCUCAUAACAGGCCCCAUCCCAGCAUCUCUAGGUAGACUUGUUUCAUUACAAGCAGUUUCGUUGUAUUCAAAUUUGUUAAAUGGGACUAUUCCACUUUCCAUUGGGCAACUUGCCAAACUCCGUUCCCUAGAUAUCUCCAACAAUUCUUUAGAAGGAGUAGUUUUUGAAGCCCAUUUUGCUAACCUUUCCAUGUUGAAGCACUUGGAUACCUCUUCUAACACUAAGUUGACAUUCAAUGUUUCACGUGAGUGGAUACCUCCAUUCCAACUGGUAAUUCUUCGACUCAGUUCUUGCAAUAUCAUAAAUGGAUUUCCGCAGUGGCUUCGAAAUCAAAGAAAACUUGGGAUGUUAGUGUUGUCAAAUACUACGAUAUCCGGACCUCUGCCCAUGUGGUUUCAGAAGUUGCCAAUCAUUUCUUUCUUAGAUCUCUCUCACAACAAGCUCGCCGGAUCUUUGACAAACCUUCCGGAUGGAGGAAACCAUCAUGUGUCUGGAUAUGAAUUUUACAAUGCAUUAUUUUUGGAAAAUAACCUUUUCAAUGAGUCGAUUCCAAGGUCAUUGUGCAGAAUGACAUAUUUGGAAUAUCUUGAUAUUUCACGAAAUAGGUUAACAGGGAACAUUCCCAAGUGUCUUGAGAAUCUGCAACACUUGCUUACCAUGAGAUUGAGCUCAAAUCGGUUGUCCGGUGUCAUUCCAACCUCUGUAGCUCUCAAUUUUUCAUCGUUGAUUCGGUUAAAACUGAAUGACAAUAACUUUAUUGGCGAACUUCCUCGAGAAUUUGCGAAUUUACAAAAGUUAACAGUUUUAGAUCUGGGCGAGAAUAAGUUAUCUGGAAAUAUACCCGAAUGGGUUGGAGAAAAACUUAUAUCUCUAAUAGUAUUCAGGUUACACAAAAAUAACUUCACGGGAAGAAUUCCUCUAUCUUUGUGUAAAAUAUCAUAUCUUCAAAUUUUGGAUAUUUCAUACAACAACUUAACAGGAACCAUUCCCCAUUGUCUAGGGGAGUUGAAUGCCAUGGUUAGAAGUAGCCCAAUACAUUCGAAUAACGCCACUCUUGAUGCUGAUGAGAAUGUGGUUCAGGGAAUGAAAGGUUUUGAUCUUGAAUACACAACAACAUGGGAUAUAGUUUUUAAUGUGGAUCUUUCAAGCAAUAAACUUUCCGGAGAAAUACCGGUUGAGCUAACUGCACUUUCUAUGUUGGUGGGUCUCAAUUUGUCGAAUAAUCAUCUCAGUGGGAGUAUUCCAGACAGCAUUGGAAACAUGACUUCAUUAUUUUCUCUCGAUUUAUCUAAAAAUGAGUUGAUUGGGAUGAUACCUCCAAGCAUUGCAGCUUUGAACUUUUUGAGCCAUUUGAAUUUGUCACACAACAACUUGUCAGGACGAAUUCCAACCGGAAAUCAGUUGCAGACUCUUAUUGAUCCAUCAAUAUAUGUUGGGAACAAAGAUUUAUGUGGACCUCCAUUGAUGACGAAUUGCUCAAAUCAUGAAGACUCGAUAACAACAAUCAAGAAGAGAUACGAUGCAGGUGAUGAGUCACCGAUGGUGUGGUUUUACGUGGACAUAAUGAGUGGUUUUGUGACAGGGUUUUGGGGUGUUAUUGGAGUUCUGUUAUUCAAGAAGGAGUGGAGAUGGAAGCUUUUCAGGUUUGCUGAAGAAACCAUGGACAAGAGUGCAGUCGUGAUAAGAGUUGCCAAGAGGAAGAGCGGAAGAGAAGCCGCAUAG